This is a messenger RNA of Onychostoma macrolepis, 6054 nucleotides long. RefSeq names its product interferon-induced very large GTPase 1-like. The record is from RefSeq and is a predicted model, not a curated record. Gene Ontology annotation, molecular function: GTP binding. Lineage: Eukaryota; Metazoa; Chordata; Actinopteri; Cypriniformes; Cyprinidae.
AUGGCCGUUCAGACUGAAGUCGCAUCGCAAAACAUCGGAUAUGUAUCCGAUUUAGGACCACAUAUGAAAGUGGCCUGGGCCGUGUCGGAUGGCCUGGGUUGCAGCAGUGAUAUGCAAAAUCAUCAUAUUUGUCAACGUAUUGAGACGGAGCAGGCGCAAAUCCUGGCAGCGGCAGUUCUGUUUAUAUUAAUAACCAUCUUUCUAUAUAUAUUUAUACAUAUACUCAGUACAUAUCCUAAUGUAUUUGACAGACUUCAUCUUGAAGACAAGCAUCACAAUAAACUGAGAGCUGCCGAUGUUCUUCAGAUAACUGAACAUUCAUUACAGUCUCAUGAGUCUUGUGCUGAAGAAGAGCUGAUUCAGACUUUCCUACAGAAACUACUGAUGAUGAACUACAGAGCAAGAUACAUUAAAACUAAACAGAACAAUGAAGAGGAUCAAAUACAGCAAAGAGAAUAUCACUCACCUGAAGAUGAGGGUGAUAGUUUUAAUGAACUGUUUUUGUCUGAUGAAGGAACCAGUCAGUCUGAUCUCAUUCACCCGAUGGAUGUCCAGAUGGCUGUGUUUCAUCGUGCUGAUGUUUUCCUGAAGCAGCUGAUGGUCACUAAACUGUCCCGGUGUCAGUACGCUCUGCCUCUGCUUGUUCCUGAUCCAGACACACAACAGAUUGAGUUUCCUCUCUGGACAUUCAGACAAAUCCACAAGAGCUGGAAGAUCAGAAACACCAACAAUGAGAUCAUCAGACAAACCCAGCCGAUCUACAGAGCACAAACUCCAAUGGUGUUUUUCUUCAGGUUUGGCUCUGUGUCUUCCUCCAAGUCUCAGCUGAUGAACCGUCUGAUCAAUGAGAGACACAACACGUUCUUCCACAGACACUGCCCUUACAGCAGCAGAACCAGAGAACUGAUGGAUGGAGUGGUGGAGAUCACCUGGUUCUGUCCGUCUGGAACAAAUCAUGAUAAAUUCACUGAGUGUGUAGCGUUCUGUAAUCUACACGGUGAUGCAGGAGACCAUGAGAAACAGCUGCAGAUCCUCACUGACAUGAGCUCAGUCAAUGUUGUUCUUCUGACGCGACUGGACAGGAAUGAUAGAAGAAUGACAAUAAUCCAAAACCUCUACAAGGACCCAAAGCCACUGAUUUGUCUUCUUACUGAGGAUGAAUCUGCUGUAACUGAGAUGAGAAAAGGGAAAUACAAGAUUGGUCUGAAAGACAGAAAUCAGUCAGAUGUAUCAGAAGAACUCAGAAGAGCUAUAAAUGAUUGUCUCUCAGACUCCUCUCACACUUUCAGACUUGAAGAUGUGUCCAAACACUCAGAGAUCAGAGUAGAUGAGGAAGAUGAUGAAGACUGCAGGAGAGGAAGAGCAGCAGCACGGCAGAUGAUGAGUUUACUGAUGUAUGAAGAUCUGACAGAAAUCAAAGGAUCAUUUCUGCCUCAUCAGGGGAAACUGUGGCAUCAGUGGAGUCAGAAGAACAGAGAACUACAUCGACCUCCAGCAGAUGAGACAGAAAUGGACAUCAGCAGAAAACAAACAGAAAUGAUGAAAAUCCGUGAACAGCAACAUGAAUCUGACAUCAGUGAGUUUCUAAAGCUUUUUAUUAAAGAAAUGAACUCAGAUGCUCCCACAAGGAUGUUUUUCCUUAAAUGGCUCAGAAUCCUCCUGGAUGAACAUACAUCACAUGAUCUUUCUGCUCUACGUCACAAAUAUGAUGAAAAAUGGUCAACAGUCUUAAAACUGAAGGAGAAUCAUGGUAAAUCUGAACAACUCAAAGCUGCACAAACUGAACUUGAGAGAAUAUCUGAGGAUCUUCAAGCUGCAGUCUUUGGUGUGGAGCACAUCAUGAGGGAGAUCGGUCAGAUCUAUGAAUCAUGUUCAUCUGUGAAGAAGAACAAGAAAGACCUGCAGGUUGACUUCUCUUCUCUCCCGAGUCUCGCAGCAGAUAUGAUGAUCUCUGGAUCUCCACUGGAGCUGAUGGAUGGAGAUGCUGCUCAUGUUCCUGUGAUCUGGAUCUCUGCUGUUCUAGAUCAACUCAUCCAGAAACUGGGAGACCAGAGAGUCUUUGUGCUGUCAGUUUUAGGGAUCCAGAGCUCUGGGAAAUCCACCGUGCUGAACGCCAUGUUUGGACUCCAGUCUGCCGUCAGUGCUGCCAGAACAACCAGAGGAGCUUUCAUGCAGCUGAUCAGAGUCUCAGACGAGAUGAAAACACAGAUGAACACUGACUAUGUUCUGGUUGUUGAUACUGAGGGUCUUCGAGCUCUAGAACUGGCUGGAAGAUCAACAAGACAUCAUGACAAUGAAUUGGCCACAUUUGUUGUUGGUCUUGGAAAUCUGACAUUGAUCAACAUCUUUGGAGAAAACCCAGCUGAGAUGCAGGACAUUCUUCAGAUUGUUGUUCAGGCCUUCAUGAGGAUGAAGAAGGUCAGACUGAAUCCCAGCUGUGUGUUUGUGCAUCAGAACGUCUCAGACGUCACAGCUGGAGAGAAAAACAUGGAGAGAAGGAGACGACUGCAGGAGACACUGGAUGAGAUGACUAAACUCACUGCUGAAGAAGAAGUCUGUGAUGCAGAAUGUUUCAGUGAUUUCAUUAGAUUUGAUGUUCAGAAAGAUGUGAAGUAUAUUCCUCAGCUCUGGGAGGGAAGCCCACCGAUGGCUCCACCAAACCCACACUACUGUGAGAACAUUCAAGAACUGAAGAAGACUAUUAUAUCUCAUGCCUCAGAAUCACACGGAAUGAGGUUAACUCAUCUAAAAGACCGUAUUAAAGAUCUCUGGGAGGCUUUACUGAAUGAAGGAUUCGUCUUUAGCUUCAGAAACACUCUGGAGAUUUCAGCUUACAGGAAACUGGAGACAGAAUACAGGAAGUGGUCCUGGAGUCUCCGCAGUGCCAUGAUGGAAACUGAGAACAAACUACACUACAAAAUAGAAAAUGAAGCAAUUCAUGAGAUUAAAGAAACUGAUCUUCACAGAGAACUGAAGAAGAAGAGUGAAGAAGUGGAAAAAUCAAUGUCUGAAUUCUUUGAGAAAGACGCAGAUGCAGAAAUACUGAUUCAGUGGAAAACAUCGUUUGAAAUAAAAAUCAAAGAGCUUCAGGAAAACAUUGUGAGAGAAACAAAGAGGAGAUUAAAUGAGGUUCUUCAGCAGCGAGACCUGAAGAAAAAGAUCGAUGUUCAGAGAACACAUCAUGAAAACACUCUCUAUGAAAAGAGCAAAGAACUCGCCUUAAAACUCAAAGACAAACCAAAUGAUAAAGAAACACUGAAGAAAGAGUUUGAUUUGUUUUGGGAACAGAUUGUGAAGAUCAUCAGAGACACUCCUGCAAUCAGAGACAUUGAUAUAAUGAGAGAUGUGAGAGAGAUCCUCAGUGACGUCUAUGAAAGUGCUCCUGUAGAUCACUGGAGGGAGAGCAGGGAUAUUUUCACUGUGCUGAAUUAUGAUGAUUAUAUUAUUUUCAGAAAGUCCAAAAAAUGUGGGUUUAAAUGGGCUGUAAGGGAUGCUUUCAGAACAGUUAAACUGUCUGCAGAGGAUGAAGCACAAAUAAGAUCAUUAGUCUCAGAUGUUGCUCAGAAAACAAACAGAAUGAUUCAGUCAUUUAACAUCUCAAAGAUGGGCUACAACAUCGGCUGCAUUCAUCAUCUCACAGAUUACAUCACAGCAAGAGUUACAGAACAUGAGGAAAGAUCAGUGAAUUAUGUGUUAAAGAAUGAAUUCUUCAUGGAUUUGGUUCUGUCCGUCUGUAAGAGAGCAAGCUGGAUGAUCGCUUACCAACACAGACUGUUCAGAGACGCCAAUGAUCCUGUAAUAUAUGUUCAGAAGAAGAGAGAAGAGUACUAUAGUAUUUUCCAGAAAUACUGUCAUGGAUCUGCAUCAGCUGCUGUUGGAGAGAUCAUCUGUCAGAAACUGAAAGAGCCCAUCGAGCAGAGCGUCUACAAGAAGACUGCCAGAUAUCUGACUUGUGAAAUGAGAUCAAACUGUGAAUCACUGAAUGGAAACAGAGCAAAUCUGGAGAAACACAUCCUGAAGACACUGGCAGAAGAGGAGGAUUUCAACAAAUACAUGAACUACAUUCAUAAUCCCAGAGAUCACUUCAAGAGUUUCAUCAGAGAUGAAGUCAGUCGGUACAUCACUGAUCGGUUCAGUGUCAGUGUUUUACUCAAGAUGAAGGAGAACAUUACACUCCUGCAGCAGAAGAUCAUGAGAGCAGCUCAUCAAUCUACUGAACAUGUUCAAGAGAACGGAGGAGAUGCUGGUUUGUGGUUGAAGAGUUUCUCACAGCAGAUCUCAGAUGAGCUGAUCUUCUCUGAAAAACACCUCAGUGGAGUCAGACAUGAUGAUGUUGUUGAUUUCAACCUCCUAGAAGAUGUGAUAAGACAAGAACUUACUGCUGUAAUGUCUGACAUCAGCAGGAGAUUCAACUCAUGGUCAUUUAAUGAAAAACUGGACCUCAAGUUCAGAGCAGAUGAGCUUCUGAUUGAUCACUUCUGUCAGUGCUGCUGGGUUCAGUGUCCGUUCUGUGGAGCCGUCUGCACAAACACCAUAGAAAACCAUGAUGGAGAUCACUGUGCUCCGUUCCACAGAGUGAGAGGAAUUAAUGGAUGGCAUUACACUUCUACACAGAAUCUCUGUGCUGAUAUUUGCACAAGUUUAGUGGCAAGUGAUCAGUGUUUUAAUACAACAGAUGGAAGGUUUAAAUAUAGAGAUUACAGAAGAGCAGGAGGAGUUUAUGCAGACUGGAGCAUCACACCUGAUCUCUCUGAACAGCUCUACUGGAAGUGGUUUGUGUGCAGAUUCCAGAAAGAUCUGGAAAAAUACUACAAUAAAACAUUUGAGGGGAGUGGAAAGAUACCAGAUGAAUGGAGAAGAUACUCAAAACAGGACGCUAUUGAGAGUUUAGAUAAAUACAUCUAAUGGAGAAGAUGAAGAAUAAGACUGUUGUGUCUCCUCAGAUUCAGACUCAUCUUCAGCUCAAGAAGAUCAGAUCUCAUCAAAUACAGACGAGGAUUCAAGACCAGAUUCAGUCUCACACACUGAUAUCAGCAGGGCUGGACUGGUAAUCGGGCAUAACGGCAUUUAUUUGAACAUAAAUACAGCAAAAGCAGUAAUAUUGUGAAAUAUGUUUACUAUUUAAAAUAACUGCUUUCUGUUUGAAUAUAUUCCUGUCAUCAAAGCUGUAUUUUCAGCAUCAUUACUCCAGUCUGUCACAUGAUCCUUCAGAAAUUAUUCUAUUAUGCUGAUUUGCUGUUCGAGAAACAUUUUUACAUAUUUGCUUAUUAUUAUUAUUAUUAUUAUUAUCAAUAUUUAAAACAGUUUUUUUUUCUGGAUUCUUUGAUGAAUAGAAAGAUCAGUGUUCAGGGUGGAGAAAUUAUAGAAAUUAAUACUUUUAUUUAGCAAGGAUGCUUUAAAUUGAUCAAAAAUGAUGAUAAAGACAUUUAUAAUGUUACAAAAGAUUUCUAUUUCAGAUAAAUGCUGUUCUUCUGAACUUUCUAUUCAUCAAAGAAACCUGAAAAAUUAUUCUACUCAGCUGUCUUCAACAUAAUAAUAAUAAUAAUAAAUGUUUUUUGAGCAGCAAAUCACAAUAUUUGAAUGAUUUCUGAGGCAUCAUGUGACUGAAGUAAUGAUGCUGAAAAUUCAGCUUUGAAAUCACAGGAAUAAAUUACAUUUUAAAAUAUAUUCAAAUAGAAAUCAGUUAUUUUAAAUAGUAAAAAUAUUUCACAAUUUUACUGCUUUUGCUGUAUUUAGGAUCAAAUAAAUGCAGGCUUGGUGAACAGAAGAGACUUCUGUAAAACAAACUGUAAAAAUCUUACUGUUCAAAGACAUUUGACUGGUAGUGUAUAUCAUAUUAUAUAUAUAUAUAUAUAUAUAAGUAGUGGUGGUGGUGGGCCGCCAAAUUUUUUGUCCCAGUCCAGCCCUGAAUAUCAGUGAAGAUAUUAAUGACUGAUGAUAUAUGAUGUGUGUCUGAGACCUGUCAAUUUGAUUUAUAUCCAAAUCCAGUGAAAAAUACUUCAUACAAAUAACAUAACACCUCUGUGAGAACAAUAAAUUUAUAUUAAAAACAAA